CGACUGCUAUUUUUAAACUGUGUACGACCGUAAGGCACAAGAAGUAUACCAACCGAACGGUAUCGCUCUAUAUAUCGCACUUAAGCACAUUCCCAUGCGCACUAGAAACCCAAGGGACGGCGGAAUGGAACAUAUGUCCCAUAACUUCCGCGUCCUCCAAUGUGAGCAGUAACACAAUAUGUAGAAAGCCAGCACAGCCUUCAGUCCAUCGAGCAGCACCAUCACACCUAGACCAACACGAUGAAGCUCUCCAGCCCCGUCGCGGUGCUGCUCCUCAGCAGCAUUCACGAUACCACCGCACAUUACGUCUUCUCCCGCAUCGCCCUCCUCAACCAACCCCCCUCGCCCCCCUACACCUACGUCCGCCCCAUCUACCCACCACCCGAUCCCCAACUCAACAACUCAACCUCCAGCCCGCAAUACUCCGUAUACUCCCCCCACAUCCGCUGCGGCUGGUUCGCGCACCUCUCGGGCUCCUACGUCAACUGGCCGCUAGACAUCAACGCGGGGGACACGGUCUCGGUGUCCACGACGCAGAGCAGCUCGCUCGGCGACGGGAAGGAUGAGGAGGACAUGGAUAUCUAUCAUCCGGGGCCGGCGACGGCGUAUUUGAGUUUUGUGGCUGAGGAACCCCGGGAGGACGGGGAGGAUACGACGGCAUUGCGGUUGGCGGAGCAGAAGCAGAGGGUGAAUGCGGGGGAUGGGUGGUGGUUUAAGAUUGGCGAGGUUGGGGCCAGGGAGGAUGGGAGGUGGGUGUUGAAUGGGAGGGAGGCGGAUGGGGAGAGGGUUUGGUCGCUCAACUUCACCAUACCCCCCUCCACACCACCGGGAUACUACCUCCUCCGCACCGAGCACCUCUACGGCUACAGCAGCUCCUUCAACUCGACUCAAUUCUACGUCAGCUGCGCACACCUGCGCAUCAAGGGUCCCGGGGGCGGAUCACCGGGCCCGUUGGUGAAAUUCCCCGGCGCGUACGACGCUUGGGAUAGAUCGAUUUGGUUCCCGUUCGGGUCGACGGGGUAUAAUGGGUACUAUGGGUUGAAGGAGCAUAGUUUGCCUGGGCCGCCGGUGUGGAAGGGGUAG
Messenger RNA from Westerdykella ornata, 1083 nucleotides. RefSeq lists its product as uncharacterized. Bases 241 to 1083 code for a protein of 280 amino acids. The record is from RefSeq and is a predicted model, not a curated record. The transcript has 4 exons. Lineage: Eukaryota; Fungi; Ascomycota; Dothideomycetes; Pleosporales; Sporormiaceae.